Contarinia nasturtii (swede midge) is the source of this 7199-nucleotide messenger RNA. It is a transcript of the gene Hel89B, whose product is annotated as TATA-binding protein-associated factor 172. The transcript has 13 exons. The record is from RefSeq and is a predicted model, not a curated record. The coding region runs from base 1343 to 7090 and encodes 1915 amino acids. Gene Ontology annotation, molecular function: DNA binding; ATP binding; ATP hydrolysis activity. NCBI's taxonomy places the organism in Eukaryota, Metazoa, Arthropoda, Insecta, Diptera, Cecidomyiidae.
UGAUAUUUUUCUACAUUGUUAAUGUUUGAAAACAAGAAACAAAAAUGAACCAAGAAAUUACGUAGACUGAUCGAGGUUUUCUAUUUUGGUGAAGUUGGAUUGGGUAGUAGUAAUUCGAUGGAAAAUGCCUAUUUUUCCAGAAAAAAAAUAGCUUGAUGUAUUUUUUCUCUCUCUAUAAUGCGAUACACAAAGCAAUAAAUAGACAACUAAUAGACAAAUAGAAACAAUUAAGUGUGCGUGAGAGUGAGAGAAAGAGAGAGAAGAAGGACAAUCAGCAAAAAUUACGAACUAUUGAAAGCCAGAUUUUUUUUUUCGUUGCUGAAUCUUUAAAAGCAUUGGCAUUUUUACAUAUUCAUUGAUAAAGCCAUUUAGUGUACAAGAAGACAAAUUGUGUAAUUUUUAUGGAACUUAUCACAAAAGAAGGAGAAAAUUCCACACACGUAUUUACAACAAAAUCGAAGAAAUUGAUAAAAAAAUAUUAUAUUAAAUACUAUUGUGUUGAAAUGUUUACGUGUAUUUGAUACAAUUUAAGCCAAACUAAAUCCCGUGCUUAUUCAAUGUGUUUAAUUCAAAAAUGCAACGAAAAGGACAACAGAAAUUUUGAAGCCGAAUCUAUUUGGUGUUGUUGGUAAUAUCGAAACAAAAAAAAAAAAAAACAACGCAACAGUAACAGAAAUUAAUUAAAUGAACGAAAGAUAGAUAGAUAGAAAGAGAAAGAGGUAGAGCAAGAGAGAAAGAGAAAAGAGACACUUAAAACUUAGUUGAGUUAAUCGCAGUACGUUUACUUCACAUCCAUUGGAUUCCGUAUGUGUUUGCGCGCAUGUGAAAGUUAAUGCAGUUAUAUAAAAUGGUAUAAAAAUAAAUAAAAUAAAAACACAUACAAACAACAACAGCAACGGCAGCAACAUUUAUAAUCAUAAAUACGAUAAAGAGCACACACCUAGACCAGAAAUCAAUCAAAAUAUGAUAUCGACGAUUUACUUUGGAAUGUGAUUGAAGCGAAAAGCACAUCGACAAGAUAAACACAUUUUUGUUUUUCUUGUGCAAUAUGAAACAAACAAUGUAGGUGGAUGGGUCAUUUCAAUUCACUCACUCUAUGUAUUAUAAACUAAUGGCAGUGACAUAGGUGAAAAACAACAACAAAAAAUUACCUAUUAGUGACAUAAACAAAACAAAAAUCAACAAGUAGCACACAAUACCAAAUAGACAAACAUUUGUCUAAACUUCAUAUUUACAAUAACUUAUAAACGGACAAAAAGGAGAACAUUCAUAUAUUUAAUGUAUAUUCUUUUUGAAAACACGAAAUACAGUAAGAUCAAUCGAACGAGGUUUAUUGGAAAGAAUGACGUCAAGGUUGGACCGUCUGUUUAUAUUGCUGGAGUCUGGCUCGUCGCCAGUUACUAGACGAGCUGCAGCCAAACAAAUUGGCGAAGUUCAAAAAUUGCAUCCGCAUGAAUUGCACAAUUUACUCUCAAGACUGUUAGUUUAUUUGCACAGCCCUGUAUGGGAUACCCGAAUUGCUGCCGCCCAAGCUGUGGAAUCAAUAUUGAAUAAUGUUCCACAAUGGAAUCCGAAACCGUCUUCAGUGAAAACCGAAAAUUUGUCUAGUCGAAACUACGAAGCCAGUCGCCUUACAUUUGAUCAAUUCAAUUUGGAAACCGUAUUGGAAAAAGGAGCACGUUUGAUUGGUUCGGAAGGUAGCGAAUUCGAUUGUACAGAAGAUUCAAGUAGUACAGAUGAUCCAAAUAAUGUAAACGAACAAGAUCGUUUAAUUCGACAACGAUUACAAUUGAAUGAGAAACUUGGAUUGUGUCAAUCGAACAGUUCGUUCGGCCUUUUGAAUAUCAAUGACCUCGUUUCGUUAGAUGACAUGCGAAACACAACAAAUAAAUAUGAACCCAAUAAGUCUUUGUUACCAGUGCAAGAGGUACUCAAUUUGGAAUCAAAUGGCUCAACAUCGGCGUCAUCGACGUCAAUGAGUUGCCGUGAAUUGAAUCGUUUGGAAAGAUUACGACGAAAAUCACGACAACAACAGACAAUAACGAGUCAAAGUGGAACGUCAAUUAGUAAUAAUGUGAGCUCAUCGAGUGUUGCAUCUGGUGGAUUGCCGACGGCAACAUCUGUAAGCGCUACGUUUAGCCGAAGCAAUUCAACCAGCAAUGGAUCGACCAGUGACGAUCAACCGGAAGCCAAAAAAUUUAAACCUAGUGAAACUGAUGUGACCUAUUCGUUAUCAGAAUCAGUACCAGAUGGAACAGGCGAAUGGACUGACGCUACAACGGACUGGCCACUCGAAUCAUUUUGUUCGAAAUUGUAUUUGGAUUUAUUCAAUCCUCGUUGGGAGAUUCGUCACGGUGCCGCAACUGCUUUGCGUGAACUGUUUAAAAUUCAGGCGUCAGGUGCUGGAAAAAGUGUUUUUAUGACAGCCGAAGAAAUGGAAGCAAGCCAUGUGUCAUGGCUUGAAGAUGCCGUUUUGCGUUUACUUUGUGUCUUAUCGUUAGAUCGAUUCGGCGAUUUUAUAUCUGAUCAAGUGAUAGCACCCGUCAGAGAGACAUGUGCACAAGUGCUUGGAAUUGCUUUGAAGGGAAUGCCGAACAAUGUUGUACAAAGUACUGUUGAAAUCUUAAUGCGACUCAUGAAGCAAAAUGAAUGGGAGGUCCGACAUGGAGGUUUACUUGGCAUAAAAUAUAUGCUCGUUGUUCGAGAAGAUUUAAUGCAAACAUUUUUACCGUUCACUAUAAAUAAUAUAUUGGCCGGACUUUUUGAUCCGGUCGACGAUGUUGGUGCAGUUGCAGCUUCAACAUUGAUUCCAAUUGCUGGCUCUCUUCCAAAAUUGUUGAGCAUCGAUCAAGUUUCAAGUAUUGUUAAAAUGCUUUGGGACCUCUUACUUGAUCAAGAUGAGCUUGCGUCGGCCUGUAAUAGUUUUAUGGGAUUACUAGCGGCCAUUUUAAGUUUACCAAAUGCUAGCCAGUGGCUCCAAAUGGAACCAAUGAAUGUGCUCAUACCUCGUUUAUGGCCAUUCCUAAGUCAUACAACAUCAUCGGUGCGAAAAUCAACAUUGCAAACACUUAAAACGCUCACUCAGUGUAAUGCAACCGAAACGACAAAUGGAUCCAAUAAACCGGAUGACAACGACAAUAAAAUGGUACUAUCGGAGCAAUCAUCGAGUGAAUUUGAUAAAAUUGUAAAUGUAAACGCAAAAAAUUUGUCACUUAAUUUCGGUGUCAAAGAGUGGCCAUCGAUGCUACUGCAAGAAUCUCUUCGGUUUAUUUAUCAACGUGUUUUAGUCGAACAUGUGGCCGAAAUUCAAACGAUUGCCGAAGAAGUUUGGGUCAAUCUUGUAACAAAUGCAGAACUGUCUGCUCUCUUACACGCCGCAUGUCCGUAUGUAUCGGCUUGGAUGUGUUUAGCUAUGCAACCGGCUCGGCUAGCAUUCGAUCCAUCUCUUAUGAUUUAUGCUAAAACAAAUCCAACAAAAGAGCGUGGCAAACGGUUAAAUGAUCUUGAUUUGAGUAUGUCCAGCGAAAAGCAUCAUCCAAAAAUGUAUUUGGGCGGAAUCGAAACAACUCCAGUCGAUAUUCGAGAAAAGAAUAUACCACGUGCUCGAUGCAUUGCCGCCAAAAUGAUUGGUCUCUUAUCGAAAUAUUUAAUUUUACCCGCACCCGGUGUCGUUUAUACGCCUGAAGUUGAAAGUCCGAUUCAAUGCUAUACAAAACUGUUGAUUGGAUAUCUAUCGUCUCGUUCUGCAUUGCAACGACUUAUAAGCGGCAUGGUUAUAUCAUUUUGGGCUGUUAAUGAUCCUGAAUCGAGACCGGGUCCGACUGUACUUCAGGAAAAAUUACAUCAAGUAUUGAAUGAAAUGGUUUAUUACGAUGAAGUUGCAUUUUUAUUAACUCGACUAUUGCAAGAGUCCCGUGAUUUUAUAGCCACAAUGAAACAAUACAAAAUUCCGUUCAGCGAUUUUGAUUCAUUCAAAGUACUAACAAUCGAUCAGAUACAAGUGUUGGCCACAACACAAACGGAGAAUUUACGACAAAAAUAUCCAUUCUUAAAACCAAAAACGGCCGAUUUACUCGAAGAACGUGGCCGAAGUCUACAACAGUCUUUGGCGCAAACGAAACACGAACAGGACAUUUUGAAUGUUAGCACUUUGGCUAUUUUGGCUGGAGCGACAGUUAACAUGGAAAGUAUUCCGGAUCGUUUAAAUCCGGUGGUAAAACCCCUAAUGGAAUCCAUUAAACGUGAACGAUGUCAAAUUAUACAACAAUUAGCAGCACAAUAUUUAGUAAAACUACUAGAUUUAGUUCGUAAUCGGAAUCCAAAUCCAAUCAAUAAAAUUGUGAUCAAUCUUUGUCAUUUGUUGAAAAGUGAUUUGGAAUUUACGCCAAGAAUUAUUGAGACGAAUAAAGCGGUCACUGACUUCAAUGCCAACGAUGCUGAGACAGACAAACAAAAUCCUUACCAUGGAAUACUUACGUUAACCAUUCAAAGUAAAGGUGUUGAUAGUCAUGCUCCAUCAGUUCCACGUGGUCCAGGUCGACCGCCUAUAAAUGACAUUUCAAUUGAUGACAUAGCCGAUACAGAGGAUCCGUGUCGUGAACAAAAUCGAAUUCAACGUAUUGGAGCUCAAUUCGCUAUUCAAGCUGUGUGCACAUAUUUUGGCGAAAAUUUAAUUGAAAAAAUUCCCAUUUUCUGGAGUUUGAUAAAAGAUACCAUCAAGAUUACGGACGAUGACAUUCAAGCAUUUUACACAACCGGAGAUGAUCGAAAACCGGUCAAUUUUGAUCAGGCCAAAGAGUUGAUUUUAUGUUUACAAUUAAUUGAAUGUGCUGCAGUCGCAAUACAUUCAAGCUUAUCUGAUAAUUUGCUGGAACUAUUGCCAGAAUUAAAUUUACUGCUGAAACAUCCGUUGAAAGCGGUUCGUCAUAUGACAGCACGAUGCUUAGCAACGUUGGCAUUAAUCGAUUCAUCUAAAGUUAUGGAUACAAUCGUUAAAGAUGGCCUUUUGCAACUGCAAACAAUUGAAAAUGUGAUUUAUCGCCAGGGUGCACUGGAAGCAAUUAGUUGUAUUGUUAAUAAAUUGCAAUUCGAAAUUAUUCCAUAUGUUUUGUUGCUGAUAAUUCCAUUGUUGGGACGAAUGAGCGACCCAGACAAAACCGUUCGCUUGCUAUCGACACAUUGUUUUGCCACAUUAAUUCAACUAAUGCCAUUAGAUUCACUCUCCGAAUCAAAAUCAUCAAUACUUUCCAAAGAUCUACUAGCGCGCAAGACAAAAGAUGAGGAGUUCCUUGAGUGCUUAUUUUCACCAAAAAAAAUACCAAAUUUCAAUGUACCCGUUCCAAUCGAUGCUGAACUACGAAGCUAUCAACAGUCUGGUGUAAAUUGGCUAUGGUUUUUGAACAAAUAUAAACUGCAUGGCAUACUUGCCGAUGAUAUGGGACUUGGUAAAACAUUACAAGCGAUAUGUAUAUUAGCGGGUGAUCAUCAUCAGCGUAUACAGAAUAAGGAAGCAAAUCUACCGAGUUUGGUCAUAUGUCCGCCCACAUUAACUGGACAUUGGGUGUAUGAAGUAAAUAAAUUCGUUUCAAAUGAAUUCUUGAAGCCAUUACAUUAUGUUGGUUUUCCAAACGAACGUGAAAAAUUGCGUCCGAAAAUUUCAUCGCACAAUUUAGUCAUUGCAUCGUAUGAUAUUGUUCGCAAGGAUAUUGCGUUUUUCAGUCAAAUUCAUUGGAAUUAUGCAAUUCUAGAUGAAGGCCACAUUAUAAAGAAUGGUAAAACAAAAUGCUCACAGGCCAUGAAACAAUUGGUAGUGAAUCAUCGGCUCAUUUUGUCCGGUACACCAAUCCAAAAUAAUGUAUUGGAGCUGUGGUCAUUGUUUGAUUUUUUGAUGCCCGGAUUUUUGGGCACCGAAAAGCAAUUCUGCAGCAAAUUUAGUCGUCCCAUUUUAGCGAGUCGUGAUGCAAAAAGUUCGGCCAAAGAUCAAGAAGCUGGUGCACUUGCAAUGGAAUCAUUGCAUCGUCAAGUAUUACCAUUUAUUUUACGACGAGUCAAAGAGGAUGUACUUACCGAUCUGCCGCCAAAGAUAACACAAGAUUUACUAUGUGAAUUGAGCCCAUUACAGGAGCGUCUGUACGAAGACUUUAGUAAAACGCAUUUGAACUCAGACGAUUUGAACGAAUGCUUAGAAUCGAUUGAUCGAUCGAAUGAUGGAAAUGCUUCGGUUCGAAAAACACACAUCUUCCAAGCGCUUAGAUAUUUGCAAAAUGUUUGCAAUCAUCCAAAAUUAGUUCUAACCAAAGAACAUCCAGAAUACCAAAUCAUACAAGAUGAUCUAUCCAAAUCAAAUAGAACACUAAACGAUAUCGAUAAUGCGGCCAAAUUGCCCGCACUAAAGCAACUUCUUCUCGACUGUGGCAUUGGAAAUGAAGCAUCCAAUGGAGACCCAUUAACACCGAUUAAUCAACAUCGUGCCUUAAUUUUUUGUCAAUUAAAAGCUAUGCUUAACAUCGUUGAAAAUGAUUUGCUGAAGAAACAUAUGCCAACGGUGUCAUAUUUGCGAUUGGAUGGUAGCAUACCGGCUGGUUCACGACACCAAAUUGUCACAAAAUUCAAUACCGAUCCAAGUAUUGAUGUAUUACUUCUAACCACUCAAGUCGGUGGUCUUGGUUUGAAUUUAACCGGUGCCGAUACGGUCAUAUUUGUUGAACAUGAUUGGAAUCCAAUGAAAGAUUUACAAGCAAUGGAUCGAGCUCAUCGAAUUGGUCAAAAGAAAGUCGUUAAUGUUUAUCGUUUGAUCACACGCAAAUCGUUAGAAGAAAAAAUAAUGGGCUUACAAAAAUUCAAGCUAUUAACAGCAAAUACAAUAGUUAGUGAGAAAAAUGCUUCAAUGGACACCAUGGGAACGGAGCAACUAUUCGAUUUGUUCACGUUGUCAGAAGAUGCAUCGAAAACAAAUAAAACCGAUAAGGACGGUAAACAAACGAACUUAAGUAUAAAGCAAGCAUUGGAAAAUCUUCCCGAUUUGUGGGAAGACAAAGAAUACGAGGACGAGUAUGACAUGACAACGUUUAUUAAAACACUCAAAUCUUAAUAUAAAACAGAUAAAUUGUUGAAAAAUAAAAAAAAAGCAUUCGCUUUCAUUCGAAAGCGUUCUGAUGUAAAUUAAAAUCAAUUAAUAAAAAAAAAUUCUAUCUAUAUCA